Echinostoma caproni is the source of this 396-nucleotide messenger RNA. Lineage: Eukaryota; Metazoa; Platyhelminthes; Trematoda; Plagiorchiida; Echinostomatidae. The record is from the annotation of a GenBank genome assembly.
AUGAACUCCAUGUCCUUGGUUCUAGAUGAGUUUUACAGCGAACUUCGCUGUUGCGGUGUUUCCUCUGUGACCGGGCAGGGUAUGGAUAAACUCGUGGAGAAAAUUGUUGAGGCGGAAGAUGAAUAUUAUAAGACGUAUGUCCCUAUGCUUGAAUCGCGACGGAUGCGUGCCAGUAGACAAGAGGCCUCAGGCUCAGGUGGAUGUCCAAUGGUCAAGGAUCUCAUUAGUCUAUUGCCGUUGAACGUUCAAGGGCUACCUGGUACAACGAACAUUAAGGUCUCUGUAUGCAUCACCCAGGCCUGUUUGUGGAACCUAUAUAUCAAAUACCGAAUGGAUUUCGAACAGUAUCUCUAUCGUGCCGCCUCUCGCGGUGUACGACGACAUUCAAGCCGCUGA